Alexandromys fortis (reed vole) is the source of this 4491-nucleotide messenger RNA. It is a transcript of the gene Gng12, whose product is annotated as G protein subunit gamma 12. The transcript has 5 exons. Gene Ontology annotation, molecular function: G-protein beta-subunit binding. Gene Ontology annotation, cellular component: heterotrimeric G-protein complex. Bases 522 to 740 code for a protein of 72 amino acids. Lineage: Eukaryota; Metazoa; Chordata; Mammalia; Rodentia; Cricetidae. Gene Ontology annotation, biological process: G protein-coupled receptor signaling pathway. The record is from RefSeq and is a predicted model, not a curated record.
CGAAGGAAGGAAGCGCGGGCUGCGGGCACCCUGGGCCGCGGGAGGGGAGUGGGAGCGAGGCCCGCCGCGGCCCACAGACGCGAGAGCCCGGGACACGAGCGACCCCCGAGGCUGUGUCUCUGCUGCCACCCAGCCCGGCCUCGACCCGCCGGCGGGAGGUCACCGGGAGUCACUGCCCAGCUCGCGGCGGUGCGGGAGGAGCGGCUCGGGGCGGCCACGCAAGCCCCUCCUCUCCCCGCGCGGGUCUCCGGACGCGCGUGGGCUGGCAGCCUCGGUGCUCAAUCCGCACAGAAGGGUGGCGGCGGGGAAGGAGACGAUCGUGGAGAGACCUCGGGUGACACUCCACGAGGGACCCUGCGAGGGUGACUCAAACAGGAAGGUUUAUAUGGAAAGGACAUUGGGGUGAGCUGAGCCUCUUCUCUAUUUCUAGCUGGCCUUCCUGAUUCACCACCCCCCUUUAAAACCUGGAGACAUUGGACUACGCAAAGCCUUGUUGAUUUUAGGGAGACUAAUCGUCAAAGAUGUCCAGCAAGACGGCAAGCACUAACAACAUUGCCCAGGCUAGGAGAACUGUGCAGCAGCUGCGGUUGGAAGCCUCCAUCGAGAGAAUAAAGGUCUCAAAAGCAUCUGCAGACCUGAUGUCAUACUGUGAGGAGCAUGCCCGGAGCGACCCUCUGCUGAUAGGCAUACCGACCUCGGAAAACCCAUUCAAGGAUAAGAAGACCUGCAUCAUCUUAUAGUAGACCGGGAAGCAACCCCUCGCCUCUUAAAGCAAACCACGGCAGCAACCUGAAGAGAUGCCUUCAGCUUACCCGGUAACCACAGCUAGUAACUAAAACACUCUUCUCUUGGAAUAACAGACCCUGAAGUCUCUCUCUUCCAAGUUGUCCUUUCUUCGCCCUUUACUGAUUUAAUACAGAAUAACAAUCUUACUUUCUAUUUGAUAACUAUGGUAUCAUAUUGGGUUACUGUAUAAGGAAAGCGACAGGGGAGUUGGGGAAGCUUGUCUUUUCAAUACAAAGUUGAUCAAGAUAUGUCAAGACCUAAACUGUCUAAGCACCAGUAAAUUAAAAUGUCAAGAAUCACUCCGGUCCGAAACCUUUAUAUUAUGUUCUUAAUAAGACUUUUGCCAACCUGUCCCCUACACAGGGGGCCUGGAGAGGCAGGUGUCUGCGACCAUAGCUUUUUGCACUCUUGCCACUCAGCACACUGAAACUUCCUGCUGGAAGAUCAGCCCCUCUAUCUGGAACUCCGUGGAUGUAAAAGAACAGAUUCUUAACAUGUAAUUUUUGUACAAAAAAAGGUAAUGAAAGAAUGUUGCAAAGCUCACAUUCAUCCUAAUGAGCUGAUCUUGUCUAAUCUCCUCUCUUGGAAUCACGCUGACCCCUUAGUCUGCAAUAAACUGUGCCCAUUAAAACGCUAAGACAAAACUGAAGGCCCUUUGCUGAGGUAUUAGUUCAUAUCAGUCAUUUGGGCUUCUGUGAUUCUGAGGCUAAGAAAGGGAAAGAGGCCCUCUGGAGGACCCUGGGCAGCUUCACACCACGGCUCGUGAUGCUUGCUGGAUUCUGGGGGUGGCCACCUCAGAAACUUCCACCCUCACGGCUGGAAUGCAAGAAGGAAGUGUGAGCCUCGCCUUGAGGAGAGCAGGACUGUGAAAACAGCUGCUUUCCUGGGCCCAGCUUGGUAGGCAACCCUCUCCCUUUCUCCUCGCCAGCAUGAUACCUGUCCCUUGCUGCUAGAGCAACUAUUUUCGUGGGGACAUUCUCUCCUACCCAGCUCCAGCUGGGUGGAAUGCAGUGGGAAGAAACAGUCGAGCAAUAUGAAGACACUUGAGCUCUUUCCAGACGGCUGCAGUUUCAUCACUGCCGUUGUCACAAACCACCCAGGGCAAGGGACCCUUCCGGCGGGAGGCUUGCAGUCUGUAGGGCAGUCCCGGCACUUCCAGCAAUCGGGGAUUGAGGUCAUCAGUUUUACCUUGAUUAUGAAGAUAGCCCAUGUACCCUCAGAGUGUCCGGUGAGGAUCCCAGAGGCAGACAACCUGCCAUGACCAAGGACGUAUCUUGACUUUGUCACAAUGAGAGGGUUCAUUUAAAAUAUUCAUUUAGAAACCCAACCCAAAGACAAGGCCUGUGAUAUUUUGAUUCAUUUUCAGUUCAUUAAGGUAACUACUAAGGAAGGAUUUCUAAAAAGUAUUCUCAAGAAGGACUUAGCCUCUAGGAGUUGUUUUUAGAGAACUUGCCCUACGAGAAAAUCUCUCUGAAUGUCUAGUGCCUGGGCCUUGAGCAUCAUGCUUCUUGAUGACAAACAGAUGCAGUACUAUUUCUAAACAACUCAGAGACAUCCAAUAUUUCUCCAAGUCCCCCGUCUGGCCAGCACUUGGAACUGAGCAUAGAAAACCAUAGCACUGCCCACAACCUGGUCUCACCUAUUGCUUAGUUUCCAGCUGUAUUAAAGGCACCUGUUCAGGAGAGAGAGCAAGCUUUUGCCUUGCAAAAGGUAAAAAUGGAAGUGUACACCAAAAAGACAAUUUUAACAUUUAAUGGAACAUUCUUUUUUUACAAGUAUAUUUUUCUACUGAUGGUUUCAGAACACUAAUCUUAUAGUCACUCUAAUUUUAAACAUGUUUCUUUAAAUAUUUAUGAGGCAGUUUAUUACAGAAUAUUUUUAUGCAAUCAUGUGCACAUUAUUGGUAGCAUAGUAUAUUCUUUACUACUUAUACAUAUGUUUGUUAAUAUGCUUUUAAUGGUAAGAAAUGAAUUUGAGGUCCCAGGAGAUACUGUUGCCUUUUCCUUAAAGACAGUAAAUGUCUUAUAACUCCCUAACCAGAUCUGAACUGUGCUCACAAUAAAAGUGAAAUCAGAUCCUUUAAUGCUGGAACCAAGAGGGAAACCAUUAAGCCAAAUGUUGAUUUACUGAUACCUAAAUGUCUAUGUGAGAAAUUAUAAUAUAUGUAUACUGUAUAUGACAUGCAGAAGUCACUUUUAUUUAUCUUUGUUCACUUAUAAAGCCAGAUAACUGUCUGCAGCAGUAUGUUGAUGAUCAUAAUGAAUGGGAGUCCCAUGUGGGAUUUUUCCCUACACUGACAACCUGGCUUCAUUUCUGUAUGUUCGAUCUGUCUUGUCUGUAGUGAGCAAUAUAAUGUUUAUACUCUGAUCAUUACAGCCCAUCAUGAAUUUUAGCCCUGGGGCUGUGGCAAGAUAGAGUAUGCAAGAUUCCAUGACUCCAAAACAUUUUGAAGAAACACACAUAUUUAGAAUCAAGGGAAAUGCUUUGUAUAUCAGGUGGUUCAUAGGCUGUGGGUUGUGCUAAAUAUUUUGAUUUUCUGAAAUCAUGUUUUUCAACUUUCUGCCAUAUGAAAGUAAGAGUGUCAUACUUAAUUUUCAAGGGAAGGUUUGGCUUUUUCUGUAUUUAGGUUAUUUUUAUACUUUGCUAAUCUUUAAACUAUCCACAGGGAAAAUUUUAUACCAAUGAGUUAAUAAUUUUGACUCAUUGUUUACACAGUAUAAGAUGCGUCAAACUGGGGCCAGCAAGAUGGGCUCAGUGAGUAAAGGUGCUUGCUCCCAAGCCCAGCAACCUGUGUUUGAUCCCUAGGAUGUACAAGGUAGAAGAAAAGAAUGAUUCCCACAGGUUGUUCUCUGACCUCUACAUGCUCAGUGUGUUACCCUGCACACACACACACACACACACACACACACAGUAACAGUAAAAUAACGUUUUUAUAAAGAUGUGCCAAAUUAUCUGUCCAGGUGCCUCCUUUCUACCAGCUUACCACUAAGGUAGAACUGUCAGACUCAUCACUCUGAAUUCAUAUUAAAAAUGUAUCCGUGCACAGACCCAAGAGUCAUUUCCAUUGGAAUAAAUGUAAUGCUGAAGUAUGCUAUGAAGUUUGUUGUUUUCUUUCAUCAUAAGCCUGUUAGUGGGGAAAAUACAUCAAAUCAAAUAGAAUAGAGCAUUUACCAGUGGUUGGUGGUCUGGUCAGUCCUCUGCCGGAUGACUUUGGACCAGGCACUUCAGCUCUCCCUUCCCCUUUGUCACAAGGGAGGAGAAGGAGAUGCUGGCUGAGAUCCUCCCUGUUCCCAGAUGCCUUGGUUGAAUGACCUCCCUCUCUGCUGGUCCUUCUAGUGAGUUGGUGCUACGAGCUGCUUCAAAUCCUGGUUUGUCCAUAGUGUGUGCUCACCUACUUGCAUUUAUGUUGCAUAGUACCUGUCCUAGGCUGACAGACUUAGUUUCUGUAACGUCUCAUUUUUACCCAUGUUAACUACAGACACAUAUUCUCUUCUGUCUCAGUAAAGUUUCAGUUGGUAAAUUGUUGCGAUUUUGUUAUUUGAUUAUAUUCUUUGGCUACUCGUCCAAGCAUCUUACUCAUUUUAACACUGUGAUUGUUAUUUGGAACUCUGUUCUGUGGGAAAGAAUAAAAGCAUUUUUUUCACUUGCUAACAUGCUCACAAAUGUGAGAGAAGAGUCAUUAAAAAGCCUGCUUUACGGACUGGG